UGGUGUGGGAAACGGGCGAUUCUAGUGUUAACUGGGUGGUUAUGCUUUUUACCACGCACCUUACAUGAAGGCUGCAGCACAUAUACAUGCUGAUUUAGCAAGUAUGUUUUACUUUUUAAUCUACUCUUAUAUAUUUUUAACCAGGUUAUUUUGUUUAAUGCGUAUAAUUACAUAAAAUGUGUUUAUGUUGAAUUUGUUAAUUUGCUAUCGCGACGCUCCGUCAGACUGUGUAAUAGAAAAAUCACACAACGCAGAUAAACCGGUUACGUACACUACGUAAGGAACGUCGAGUAUUCUGAUUACAGCUGAAGCUUUCAAGAAAAUAAAAUGUUUUAUUUUUUAUAAAUAGGCUGUUGUAUAAUCAGGCUGUAGACUCCUCGCCGUGUUACCGGUACAGUGCAAAUCCAUGUCGUGGCGCACAGUCACACCGCUGAUGACUGACACCGGUGUACCGCCCACCCCUAUAUGCUCCACAACACUGGCCUUUCGACAUCUAUUAGAAAUACAUUUUUGCCAUUCAUACAACGCUCUUCGUCUGGAUUUGAAGAAUAUAUGUUUAAAUGCAUAUUGUAAUGCCUCGCUUGAGCGCAGCUCUUGGAAUUGUUACCAUGAUCGCAAAACUGUGCUCUGUGGAAAACAAAUGGCAUGUAAGGUCCGUUGGGAGUCUCCCAGUAUCAUACAGCCCGUUUGUGCAGGGCAGUUGUGGAAGAUCAGUACAGGGGUAUAUUGUAGGCCCAUGCAGUAGGGGCAGUGUGGCAAUCCUAGAAACCUAUUUAAGAGACUGGUUAUGGCUGGAUCACAGAUACUACUGUGUUUGUGUCUGUUUAUUUAUCACGUUUAGCUAAAUCUGGGUAAUACCAAAGACAUAAGCCCAUUGGCCACACCUCUGCUCAUCACGAGCCUUUAUCAAUAACAUGAGCUAAUUACAAAACAACCCAGAAUCGAAAGUGAAACGUAGAGUGAAGUUCAGGAACACACUGCAAGUCAUUAUUUCACGAUGGAGGAUUUUCUGUAUCCAGUUGAAGUUGAAGGCGAGUGGGGUUGCCAAAAUCAAAAAGUGAAGACCAAGCUUCAGAUAUACUUUCAAAGUAAGAAAAAGUCUAACGGUGGCGACUGUGUGGUUGGAUUCAACGAGGUUACCGGAAAAUUUAUCGUCAGUUUCAAAACUGAGGAGGUUAGGAGGAAAGUGCUAGAGAAAGGAGACCAUGAAACUACGAUAGAAAACAAGGAAGUGAAACUGCGCGUUAAUGCUUUGGCGAGCUCUACGCAAGCAGAGCCACCUCAGACGGAAGGAGAGACCAGUAAGUCAUCAGGUUCGGGCUCUCAGGCUGAUGGGGACCUUCCAAAAGGAGCCGAGGGGUCUCCCCAGCGGCCUGUUGUUGUUCUGGAAAACGUGCAAGAGAACUUCUCUGAAGAAAUGCUGGUCCUCAUGGUGGAGAACAUCAGUGAUCUGACAGAGGAUGAUUUCAGUCUGGAAAUGAUAUCUGAGAGACGGACAGCAGUCGUAUCUUUCAAGAACGCCAGUGAUGCUACACAGUUCCUGUCGAAGUGUGUAAAGAACAACAGAUUCCAGCAGUCUGGAUUCAAGGCCAGGCUUCUGGAGCGUACCAGGAGUGUGAGAGUAGAGAAUCUGCCCCCUCAGGUUAUGAAGGAUAUGCUAGAACUUUACUUUGAGAGGAAGAAGGAAGGAGGAGGAGAAAUAGAGGCUAUCAAAAUGAUUCCUGAAGAAGAAGCAGCCAUAGUCACCUUUCUGGACCCUGAAGUCACGGAAACCAUACGAGGAAGGAAGCAUCACAUUUAUGAAGUCCCGAUAAAUGUUUACCCCUUCUAUGAGUCUAUCGGAACAGCCCUAUAUGGCAAAGACAGACCAAGAUGGAAGUUGCCUGAUCCUUUUACUGAAAGUAUUCAUCCUGCUGUGUGGAAGUUUCUGCAAAAGAAAAGUGAAAUUAGAACCAUCAACAAAGAAAUGAGUAAAUACUUCUGUGAAGUGCAGCUGGAUUCUUCUGAUGUCAAGCUCACUCCUUUGCCUACUUUGCUGAAACAGAAGUGUUUGUCAGUGAAGCACAUAGACAGCUGGAAAAAGAAUGCGACAGACGCAUUCCAGAACAUAAUGACCAAGUACAAGACCGUUGAAUGUGUUGUGAAUAACCCUGUAUGGACGGUGGCUGAAAAAGAAAUUUCCUCGGUAGCAAAACAAGACAUCAUCCUACUGCAUGAUCAGACCAAAGGGGUUCUGACAGUUGCAGGCUUAGUGCAAGAUGUUGAUCGGCUGAAGCGAGUGGUUGAGGGAAUCGUGCACAAAGUGACCAAUCAAAUAGAGAGAGCGGAUCAAAGUGUCUCUGAAGAGCUGCAGGUGCCGCCAGGGAUGUUCUACAUACUGCAGCAAGAUGGCCUCCAGCAGGAAGCCCGUCGUUACCCAGAGAUGACUUAUGCAUACAAAUCUGAUGUCAAGAAGCUGAUUCUGUCUGGUUUACCUCUUGAAGUGCUUCACUUGAAAAGUUGGAUUUUUGAACAUCAGCUGAAAAUGAAACAGAAGCAGGUGGAGAUUGAAUCUGAUAUUUUGGGUUUUCUCAGUGCUGUCAACAGUGAAGAGAUGUCGUCUCACCUCUUUACCUCUUGCCGCAUCGCUGCUGUAUAUGGGGUUGAAGGUUCCAACGUGGUGCUGACUGGAAAUUCUGACAAGGCUCUGGCUGACGCUCAGCGACGGCUGAGGGAUGUUCUGACAUUUCAGCAUAUUGCCGUUAAGGACCGAGUUGUCUUGAGCAGACCUGAGUGGCAGAUAUUACACAAAAAGUUAAAGGACACUUACAGCUCAUCUAAGAAGAACACAGUGACCAUAAAGCUUACUGCCCAAGAUAGAAUCACAGUAUCUGGAUUUUGUGAAGAUGUGAAAGAAGUCUGUGAAAGCCUGUCUGAUUUUAUCAACACAUAUACACGUGUGCAAGAGGUUAUCCAAGUACAAUCUGCUGCAGUCAUUAAAUUCAUUCAAGAGAAGAAAAUACAUACUUGGAAGAACUUUCUAACCUCUAAAGAUGCUGAGGUCUUUUUUGAGUCAAAGAGGCCCCGUAUACAACUGAAUGGAACACAGUACUCUGUCCAGGAAGUGAAGAGCUUCUUUCAAAAAAUAGUAAACUCUCUUCAUGUAGAUUUUCUGAAGAUCGUCAAACCUGGAGCAAAGAAAUAUUUCCUGGAGAAACAAGACGUGUUCAAUACCAUGAUUCUGAAGGAUACUAACUGCAUGGUAAUGUUGCAGGAGGACGUGAUAUCGGAGGAAAUGGUGGAGGAAGUAGGCAGCCUAUCAACUUACUGUAAGGUACAGAUGCCUAAUGGAUUGAUUAUCACAGUUGCCAAAGCUGACUUAUGCAAGUAUCAAGCUGAUGUGGUUGUCAAUGCCUCAAAUGAAGGUCUGCAGCAUAUUGGGGGUCUGGCGUUGGCCCUCCUUCGGGCUGCUGGUCCACAGUUACAGGAUGUGUGUAAUCGCUACAGAAGCAAGAAUGGAGAUCUUAAGCCCGGCGAUGCUAUCGUCACAGAAGCGGGCAACCUUCCAUGUCAGUAUGUUAUCCAUGCAGUUGGGCCCAGGUUCUCUGACUGGGACAAAAGCACAGCCGUGCGGCUUCUCAGGCGCGUUGUGAGGCAGGCUCUGAAUUUGGUCAUGGAGAAAGGGUGCCGCUCUGUGGCCAUCCCAGCUAUCAGCUCUGGUAUUUUUGGAUUCCCACUGGAUCUCUGCGCAGAGACCAUUGCAGCAGUGGUCCAUGAGCACUGUGUGGAUCACGUCCCAGGGAAUAGCUCUCUGAGUGAGAUUCACCUAGUGAACCAUGAUGAAAAGACCACGCAAGCCAUGACUGAGGCUGUGAAGGCGGUUUUUGGGCAGCAAGUACAGCUGAUGUUACGACCGAGCAAGCCAGUUUUCUUGGAAGACGCUAGCAGGACAAGGCCUGCGUUGGGAACCAACGACCAGUCACUCAGAAAGGCUACGAGGGGUGAAGUGCUGGAGAGGAUGCACACUGGAGAAGGUCUUAGAAUCAGACUCAGAACAGGAAACAUCGAAGAUGCAGCAACCACUGUGAUUGUUAACACCAUCUCUGAUGACCUGAACCUUAACAAAGGGGCUGUGUCUCAGGCCAUUUUAUCAGCUGCCGGGCACAAGAUACAGUCUGCUGUGUAUGACAAGACCAGGAAAUCUACAAUAGAGUACGGAAGUAUUGUGGUCACUGAUGGCUACGGCCUGAAGUGUGAACAAGUAUUCCAUACGGUUUGUCCUUUCUGGAACAAUGCAUCCGGCAAAUCAGAGCAGAUAUUGAUUAACAUCAUCCAGAGAUGCCUGACAGCAGCUGAAAAGCACAAGAUGGAGUCGAUUUCUAUCCCAGCUCUUGGUACAGGUAACCUGGGCUUCCCCAAGGACCUGGUGGCCAAACUGUUGCUGUCUGAGGUUCAGGCAUAUAGUCGAAAACAUGCCCCGAAGCACCUGUCAGAGGUCGACAUCAUUCUGCACCCUGGAGACUCUGAAACUAUUGCUUGUUUCAGAAGACAGUUUGGAGACCAUAAGCAGACCCAUAAGGGGCAGUAUGGACAGCAUGAUGAACUUCCACAGGCUACUAGCCCCUCUGGUCCUUUGCAACAGAGCUCCUCUGGAUUCUUUAGCCAGAUCUCUACACCAUCCCUGGGUGUGUAUAUGAUGCGUGUAGGAACCCUGAUGUUGGAGGUGUCCUCUGGAGACAUCACCAAGCAGAACACAGAUGCCAUUGUCAACUCCUCUAAUGACUCGUUCACUCUCAAAACAGGUGUUUCCAGAGCAAUUCUGAUGGCAGCUGGCUUUGCUGUGGAGGAUGAAUGUAAAAGGUUGGGUUCCCAGCCACACAAGGGUUAUUUACUAACCCAGCCAGGUCAGCUGUCCUGUAAAAACAUAAUUCACAUUGUCGGGCAGACUGACCCCAAUAAAAUCAAGGAGAUGGUCUACAAGGUGCUUCAGGUGUGUGAGGAGAAUCGGUUUGUUUCCGUCUCUCUUCCAGCCAUUGGCACAGGUGCUGGAGGGGUAAGCCCAUCUCUGGUGGCAGAUGCCAUGAUAAAUGCCGUGGUAGACUUUGAGAAGAAGAAGAAGGGAACGUCUCUGAAGUGUGUGAAGAUCGUAGUUUUCCAGGCAGGAAUGAUGGCUGACUUUCACAGGAGCCUGAAGACGAAAGAAGGCACAGAUCAGCCAGAGGAGAAGAGUAUAUUCUCAAGAAUAAAAGAUACAUUUACUAGUGUGUUUGGAGGUACCAGUGUUCGACCUGAUGUCGAAGAAGAUUUCACCAUAGUAGGAGAAGAGUUCGUUCCAGCCAUAUUUCAUUUUUGCGGGGAGAGUCACGAGGAGGUGUCCAAAGCCAAGAACUAUGUCCAGGACCUCAUCAUGAAAGAACAAAUGGAACAUACCAUCAAGGACAGUUGUAUCAGCUUAUUCACUCAGGAGGACUGUGGGAAGCUUCUGGACCUGCAGAAGAAGUUGACAGUGAGCAUUCAUCUAGAGAAGCGAGGCGCUGACUCCAUCAUCCAAUUAGAGGGCCUCUCCAGGGAUGUUUUGACAGCCAAUGAUAGUAUUAAGGAAAUGAUGCGCAAGGUGGAGAGUUUGGACAGACGCAAGCGUGAAGCGGCCCUUGUGGGUGCCAUGGUGGAGUGGCAGCAUGAUGCUUCCGGAACAUUCGUUCCUUUUGACCCCUUCACCAAUCUUGCCCUUGAACAGGCCUUUGAUAGCCAUUCUGCUAAAGUUAAAAUAAACAUCAAUAAUUUGGAAUAUAUGGCUGAUUUAACUUCUAAGGAAGCUGUCAGUGGAAGACAAAUUGUCAAGCUCAAAAGAAAAGAACGUAAAGCUACAGAAGGUCUUCCAGGUGAUUGGGAUGACAUGACAGGUUCUGAACUGCUUGAAGUGGUCCUGGGAACCAGCUCUACAGAAUACCAACGAGUAGAGGCCGAAUUCAGGAAGACCGGUCUAAACAACCAGAUAAUUAAGAUUGUAAGGAUCCAGAAUAACACACUCUGGAAAAAUUACCAGAUCAAGAAGGAUGGUAUGGACAUAAAGAACAAACACAGCAAUAAUGAGAGACUGCUUUUCCAUGGGACAUGUGCAACUACCAUCUCUCUCAUCAAUAGCCAGGGUUUCAAUCGCAGUUAUGCUGGCAAAAAUGCUGCAAUGAUAGGCAAUGGGACUUACUUUGCAGUGGAUCCCAAGUACUCAACCAGUAACACGUACUCCAAGCCUGAUGCCCAGGGGCACAAGAACAUGUACCUGGCCAGAGUGCUGGUGGGGGACUUCACUGGGGGGGCGGCGGGUCUGGUUGUCCCCCCAGUCAAAGCCACAGGAAGUGGUUCUGAUUUAUAUGACAGCGUUGUGGACAAUGUCAGCAGCCCACAAAUGUUUGUCAUAUUUCAUGAUGUGCAGGCUUACCCUGAAUACCUGAUUACCUUCUGUUAAAUAAAGUCCUUUCUCAUUUAUGCAUAAUCAUAUUUCAAAUGGGCUUGUUAGGGUUUUACAUUACUUUUACAUUGAUCAAAUUCUCAAACUGCCCUGGUUUCCUUUCAGCGGCUCCACUUUACAGUUAAUAUCAGAGUUCGGUCAUUUAUGUUGAUUGACCAAGCAAUGAUGCUUUUGUGUUGUUGAUUUCUUGUGUAAAAAAUUGCACACCAAUCCCAGUUCCCAAGUUAUAAUUUUAAUUAAGCUGUGGGCUGAGGUGACACUACGGAAAGAAAAAUACUUCAAGACAGCACACAAAUACUGAAUGAAUUUUGACAAUCCAGUCUCAUAUUCUCAUUAUUUCGAAGUUAGAGGUUUUAGAAAGAUUUUCUUAAAAUCGCUGUUCAUUAAAACAAUUGUCAAUUCAAAUUAAACUUCAAAUAAAAACAUUACAGUUUGCAAAAAGUUGACUUCUACAGCUAGGCAUGUAUCACGGGAUGCCAGGCAUGUAUCAGGGGACUGUACCUGUGUUGCUAUUUCAUUUAUUUGGCUAAUAAUUGGAAAUAACAGAAUAAAAACGUCAGGAGGCCUGUGAAUAUUGAUCACCAGUAGGCUGUGAUGGCAGGACCCUGUCCAAACACAAGACACAUGGAAAUAAUGAUGUGAUCAAUAUUCAUAGUCAGUUUACAAGUAUAAUUUCAUAAUUAUGUAAAAAUUUGCCUGAUGAUCCUUUUUAGUUGUGGAUUACCAUUGUAAGUGCAGGUAGACCAUAUCAACAUAGAACAGCAUACAAUAACAGAUAUUGUAUUGAAAUUACAUUGUGUGUGUCUCUUUAAAUAAACUGUAAAUGAAGUA
This is a messenger RNA of Brienomyrus brachyistius, 7279 nucleotides long. RefSeq names its product protein mono-ADP-ribosyltransferase PARP14-like. Gene Ontology annotation, biological process: negative regulation of gene expression. The record is from RefSeq and is a predicted model, not a curated record. Gene Ontology annotation, molecular function: nucleic acid binding; transcription corepressor activity; NAD+ poly-ADP-ribosyltransferase activity. Lineage: Eukaryota; Metazoa; Chordata; Actinopteri; Osteoglossiformes; Mormyridae. Gene Ontology annotation, cellular component: cytoplasm; nucleus. Bases 998 to 6445 code for a protein of 1815 amino acids. The transcript has 17 exons.